AUGGAGAAAAAUAUAGACCAGCUUGGUCGAAAGAAUGAGUGUUGCGUCAGUGAGGAGAAUGGCUGGUUUCUGGAACCACGUGGUCCAGGUGGGUCUCGUGAUCGUGAAUAUCUUGGCCGAGGUCCUCCACCAGGAACAGGGCGCUGCUUCAACUGUGGAAUUGACGGCCAUUGGGCCCGAGACUGCAAGGCUGGAGACUGGAAGAACAAGUGUUAUCGCUGUGGGGAACGAGGCCAUAUAGAAAAGAAUUGCCAAAACAGUCCCAAGAAACAAAAACCUGGGCAGAGCACCUCCAGGUCUCCAGUUCCUCAUCGUGGCCGAAGCCGAAGCCGAAGCCGAAGCCGAAGCCAUGGUUACAGCAGGAGUCGUAGCUACAGCCGAUCCAGAUCACCCCCAAAGAGAGAGCGCAACAUUGAGCGUGGGGAGAGAAGAUCAAGGAGCCCCAAGCGGCACAGAAGUUCACCUCCUCCAUCCAAAGGAAGGAAGCAUAGCCCAACACCUGAUGAGAGAAGCCCAGAAGAGAGAGGUACCCCUUCACCAGGGGAUGGCAGGCAGGCCAAUGGCAAUGGAUCAGAGUACAGUAAGAGCCCCAAGGCAAGGAGAAAUAGCCCUAUGGAUGAUGCUGAAGGAGAUAGCCCCAAGGACAGGAGCCCUGUUGAAGACAAUGGUCAGAGUCGCAGCCCUAGCCCUGUCCUUAGGAACCAUGAAAGCCCUGUUGAUGAUGAUGAGAUCCAUGAUUCCCCAAGAGGCAGUGAGUCGGCUUAAGAGCAGCUGCAAGAAAGUUAGUUCUUUGCACUUAAUUUUUGUUUGGUCUUGAAUGGUCUUGUCGCUUUCGUGAGGUAUGUUGUUGAGGUAUGCUAGCAUUUUCUCUAUUUGAUGAAGUGACAUGUGGAAUUACCCGUCAUUACAGCUUUUCUUCUGCUCUUGCUCCGAACCUGGUGUUAGACAUUAAUGGCGAAAUGUAUGGGGCAGUUUUAUUUGAAAUGCUCAAUUCUGAGAUUUUAACUUAUGGCGAUAAGUUAACACAUGCAGGGAUUUUGGUUGUUCGGUACGUUUUUCCUCAAUUUUUACUCCAUGAUUACAUAUGCUAUAUGUAAGUGGUUCCCCUAUUAAUACAUAAUUGGUAAUCUCCAAAAUUGAGGGAAAGCGUACUGAAGAGGAUCUUAUUCCGUUAAUCUAUAGAAUUUGGAACAGGUUUUGCUGAAAUUUAGGGUUUUCUGUUGCAGAGAUACCCCUUGUCUCGUGAUUGACAGAGAAUCAAGGUAGGGGAUAGAUGUUGACAUCUGAAAAGUUUUGUCCAUUAAGCCUUGUUUUUCCUUGGGGCUAAAGAAAACUAAACAGCAAGCCCUUAAAUCUGGCAGCAGGAGAUCCCCUAGUCUAGGUGGAGGCCUGUCGUGGAGGGUUGGACAAUGGGGACCUGGGCAGUAGUCUCCUCAAGAAACUGCAAUUUCCAUUUCUGAACCUUGCACGAGUUGAUAGCUUUCUCGUGUUUUUGAAUGGUUGUUUGUUGGUUUGUUUAUUUGCGACUUGCUAAUGGAAAACGAAGGAAGGUGUUAUUUUCUAUUCUUUUGUACUCCUUUGCUGCCUGGACUAAUACCUCUCCUAUCAUUGGCACUUCAGAUGAAUAGGGAGAAAUUUUAUACAUCAUUCUCCUCCCUUUUCCUAGCUUCAGUAUGUUCCUCAGUAGCUAAGCUUCUGUUUUGUGAGCUCUAUCCU
Ilex paraguariensis (yerba mate) is the source of this 1716-nucleotide messenger RNA. The record is from the annotation of a GenBank genome assembly. NCBI's taxonomy places the organism in Eukaryota, Viridiplantae, Streptophyta, Magnoliopsida, Aquifoliales, Aquifoliaceae.